ACCUUCCAUCCACGACGUCGUCAAAGCGUACAACGACGAACUCGAACUCUAUUCCUCAAUGUUACGACGACUACCUGAUGGCAACCAAAGCUCAACAUUCAACAGGGAGAUGGGAAUGUGCCCAGCAACAACAAAGUGUCUGCUAUCAAGCUCAAGCAAGCAUGACCCUUGAGUUGCCAUUAGCUCAUGACAAAGAUAACCCGUAUCUUGCGCAUCAUUAUAAUGGGAGAAAGGGGGCAGGACCCGAGCCUGCACCAAGUAGCUACACUCACGCAAACUCGGCAUAUUCACCGAAUCAGCCACAACUCCACUAUGCCUCCUCCUCCACCAGCUGACGAACGAUUUGUUCACUGGAAGAUACUGGCCUCUCACGCAAAUCCUACGGCGUCGGAUUGCUCCAC
This is a messenger RNA of Laccaria bicolor S238N-H82, 401 nucleotides long. RefSeq lists its product as uncharacterized. The coding region runs from base 78 to 335 and encodes 85 amino acids. The record is from RefSeq and is a predicted model, not a curated record. Lineage: Eukaryota; Fungi; Basidiomycota; Agaricomycetes; Agaricales; Hydnangiaceae. The transcript has 2 exons.